Salvia splendens (bonfire salvia) is the source of this 711-nucleotide messenger RNA. Its product is annotated as 60S ribosomal protein L32-1. Bases 138 to 539 code for a protein of 133 amino acids. Gene Ontology annotation, cellular component: ribosome; cytosolic large ribosomal subunit. The transcript is spliced from 4 exons. The record is from RefSeq and is a predicted model, not a curated record. NCBI's taxonomy places the organism in Eukaryota, Viridiplantae, Streptophyta, Magnoliopsida, Lamiales, Lamiaceae. Gene Ontology annotation, molecular function: structural constituent of ribosome. Gene Ontology annotation, biological process: translation.
UAUUUCGGCCCAAUUCAAAACUCAGCUGUAUUCACUGUAUAAAUUGCUCAAAACCCUAAAGCAAUACCUCAUAGUUUUCUCGCAUAGCGUCGAGACACUAAAGGAGGAGAUCCAGCGCCGCCGCAUCACCAGAAGCUAUGGCUGUUCCUUUGUUGAACAAAAAGGUUGUGAAGAAGCGUGUCACCCAGUUUAAGAGGCAUCACAGCGACAGAUAUGCCUGUCUCAAGACAAACUGGCGCAGGCCCAAGGGUAUUGAUUCCCGGGUUAGGAGGAAGUUUAAAGGUGUCACAUUGAUGCCCAAUAUUGGCUACGGUAGUGACAAGAAAACCCGUCACUAUUUGCCGAAUGGGUUUAAAAAAUUCCUGGUCCACAACGUUAAGGAGCUUGAACUCCUUAUGAUGCACAACAGGAAGUACUGUGCUGAGAUUGCGCACAAUGUCUCGACCAGGAAGAGAAAGGAGAUUGUUGAGCGGGCAGCUCAGCUCGAUGUUGUAGUCACCAACAAACUGGCAAGGCUGCGCAGCCAGGAAGAUGAGUAAGCUGUGUUGCACAGCUCUGCUGCUUAUUCCCAUUUUUUAUGUCAAUGUUUUUAGUUGCUAGUAUUAAGAUUAUUGACCGGAGAGUUGAAUUAUUCGACUUUGUUUUGAUUUAUGUGAUUUGCAAUCAAGACAUUUUGAACUUCAUUUAAACAUGCAGUUCAUCUUUUUGUUA